Messenger RNA from Phialemonium atrogriseum, 1970 nucleotides. Its product is annotated as monoamine oxidase N. Gene Ontology annotation, molecular function: oxidoreductase activity. NCBI's taxonomy places the organism in Eukaryota, Fungi, Ascomycota, Sordariomycetes, Cephalothecales, Cephalothecaceae. The record is from RefSeq and is a predicted model, not a curated record. The coding region runs from base 308 to 1840 and encodes 510 amino acids. The transcript is spliced from 4 exons.
CCCCUGGACCCGCAAGUUCAAGAAGGUGGACGGGAUAUUGGCACCUCGAGCAGGCAGGCGACUGCCCUCUCCACGCCUGGCGGAUGCUAUUGUGGCCCCAUAGUGGGCUGACAGGCUGGUAGAUUCAGCCACCAGGACCCCCCUUGCCCGGGCCCACUCUCCUUUACCAGGGACUAGAGAAAUCGAGACAUAAGACUGGGAGCGACUACGCACUCAAGGUCCGUAACGAAAUGUGUUUGGGGCAUCUUCCCGACAAUCUCGAACAACCGAAGGAUAUUAUCAUACGCCUUAAACUACCGUCGACAACAUGGUUUACUCCACGGAUGGCUUCACCUGGACACCCUCCGCAGGCCGCCGUGAAGGUCUUCCCACGAUUGGCGUUGUCGUGCCUCCGACACACUCCGCUCAGCCACAGGACGACAUCCAGGAUGUGAUUGUCAUCGGGGCUGGAUAUGCGGGGCUAGUAGCCUCUCGAGAUCUGGCUACACAAGGCAAGAAGACGCUACUGCUCGAGGCCCGCGACAGGCUCGGAGGCCGAACUUGGCAUGCCACUAUCAAUGGGUUCAACUACGAGAUGGGCGGGACUUGGAUCCAUUGGCACAUGCCCCACAUCUAUCGCGAGGUGUCGCUGUACGGGCUGCACAACGACUGGGUUGUUACUCAGAACCCGGGCGGUAAAGAAGACUACUUCACUGCCACGACAGGAAGCGAACAGCGCAAUAUGUCACACGAUGAGGAGGUUGACAUAUGCGGACGGGUCUUUCGUGCCUUCUGCAACAUCGACGGAGACGAUCUUAGACACUCGUGGAAGUACGCCUUCCGCACCGAUCAAUCGCCAGAGCUCAUGGCCGAGUGGGACAAACUCUCGUGCAAGGACCGGCUGGACCAGAUCCGCGACCAACUAUCGGCAGAAGAGCUGAGCGUCCUCGAGGCCCAGCUGGUACAGAUGGGUGGCAACUCCCUGGACAAGAUGGGGCUUCUAGACACCCUUCGUUGGUGGUCUCUGGGGUCACACACACCGACGGGGUUGAACGACAUUGCCCUUCACACGAGAUUGCGGAGUGGUAACAGCGAGCUGCAUCGGCGAAUCUUCGAGCACGCCCUCUCCACUGGCAACCUCUCUUACAGCUUCAAGACUCCCGUCCAGAGAAUUGAGGACGCGGGCAACGUUGUCACUGUAACCACUAGGGAUGGGCAGACGUGGAAGGCGAGGUCUGUUAUCUGCACUGUCCCGCUCAACGUCUUGUCGUCGGUCGAGUUCAGCCCGCCGCUUCCCGCAGACAAGCUCGAGGCUGCGCAGCAGGGUUCCGUCAACAAGUGCAACAAAGUCCAUAUGGACAUCAAUGGCCCGGACUACCUCUCGUGGGGCUCUUUGGGCAUCCCCGGAAAAGGCAUGGUCUCGGCCUUCGGAGAUCGGCUAACCCCUGCGGAUAACUCCCAUCUGGUGUGCUUUGGGCCCGACCCGAAAACCCCACUGGGCAUCUCUCUAGAUGAUGUCCAAGCUGUCAAGUCUGCGAUUAUCCACCUCUUGCCCAAGGAGAAGCAGAACGAAGUCAUUGUUAACCGCAUUGUUUCCCAUGAUUGGAACAACGACGAGUUUUCCAAGGGUACUUGGUGCUACCUGCCACCGAAUUUCACGACAAAAUAUCUCUCUGCCCUCCAGCGACCCCACGGAAAUAUCUUGUUCGCCAGCGCAGACUGGUCGGAUGGUUGGCGUGGCUGGAUUGACGGCGCUGUCCAGAUUGGCAUGCAGGCGGCGCGCCAGGUCAUGUUGCGGCAACAAAAGGUCGUAGAUGUGAAGAAGAAGGUGCUGACAAACGGCAUCCCCAAUGGUAUCUGAGAGUCGAGCAACGGAAGCUGAAGCUGGGAGUUGGAGAGUUCAACGAAACUCCCCGUGUUACAUUCAGUAAUUAUCCAUAGGGACCUUUGAACAGACGUAGAAGAACGACAUGGAGAUAAUUUUAGCUGCA